Messenger RNA from Salvelinus namaycush (lake trout), 1219 nucleotides. RefSeq names its product zinc finger protein 34-like. Gene Ontology annotation, biological process: regulation of transcription by RNA polymerase II. Lineage: Eukaryota; Metazoa; Chordata; Actinopteri; Salmoniformes; Salmonidae. Bases 8 to 982 code for a protein of 324 amino acids. The transcript has 2 exons. The record is from RefSeq and is a predicted model, not a curated record. Gene Ontology annotation, molecular function: RNA polymerase II cis-regulatory region sequence-specific DNA binding; DNA-binding transcription factor activity.
ACUAAAGAUGGGGGAGCAAGGUGAUUGGCUGGAGGCUAACAGAGGGGACUGGGCAGCCCUUUUGAAUUCCCAGGCCCAGACUGGUGCAGCCAAGGGCCCAGGGGACAACAUCACUGAGCAGGGCAGAACCAGAGGCGACAUGGUGGAGGUCAGUGGAUGGGACAGCGUCUUCAACUCUGGACUUGGGAACAACACUGUUAACCACAACCAGAAACAGACAUUCGAACACAAAGCAACAGCUGAACUUAGUCUCCAUGACAACAGACUGGCUGAGACCAGGGAGAGGGGUAGAUUUGGUCUGCAAGGACGGGGGCGUGUCCCUAUGCAGCGGGAGAGAACAGACACAGACUCGGCUAGUGAUGCUCCGUCCUGCUCCUAUAGUUGUGAUUCAGAGCGACUGAUGACGCCUCAGAUAAACCCCCUAAAAGGUGCAGCCUUCAGCCUGCCUUCUAUAGGAUCUAUCAACUGGAACAUGGACCCUGUGACAACACAGACCCUCCCUGGCCUUCAUCCUCCUCACACUCUCCUUAUGUUAAACCAGACCUCAGACAAUGCCAGUGCCUCAACACUAAAUGGCUACACAUGCCCAUUGACAAAUGACAGUAGUGGUGACGCUAUCAUCAGAUCCGGUGGCAAAGAGAAGCGCUUCCCAUGUUCAUUCUGUGGGAAAGCCUUCAAUUUCCGCAAACAGCUGGAGAUCCACCAGAGGAUGCACACAGGGGAGAAACCAUUCGGUUGUCACUUAUGCCGAGCCAGUUUCUCCCACUCGUUCACCCUGAAGAGGCACCAGAGGGUCCACACAGGGGAGAAACCCUACACCUGCCCCCACUGUGAGAAGAGGUUCUCCCACCAGCACCAUCUGAAGAGGCAUUUGAAGGUCCAUACGGGAGAGAGGCCGUUCGCCUGCACUAACUGUGGGAAGAGGUUCUCAGACAGGAGCUACCUCAGGAUACACCAGCAGAAAAACCAUUCCCAUCUAUAACUAUUCCACUCGAUAGCUUCUGAUGUUUAGAUCAGACCAUGCAUUAAAGACAAAUAUGCAUUUUUUGUUGUCAGCAGAAAAGAUCCACAAAUGCAUUUGGAAUAACAAGAGUAAUAGAUUUCAGAUUUUCAUCUAGAUUUGUACAGUGCCUUCAGAAAGUAUUCACACCCCUUGACUUUUUACACAUUUUGUUAUGUUACAAAGUGGGAUUAAAAUGGAUUUAAUUGUACUUUUUAU